CAAUAGAGUCGGAAACGAAGAUCACCGUGAUAACUCUACAGAUUACAGACGCGCAACAAGAUCUCCAAAAAGCUCAUUCCGUGGUUGAGACUCCGAUCUCUAAGAGCCGGAAGGGAACGCAACUGGAAACCCUCGAGUCUGGCAAGGCUGGACUGAAAAGGGACAUUCCCACACCUCAUUCAUUGGCUUUUUGCCCAGCCUUUGCGUUGUUCUCAAGUCUUCAGCAGGAAGUGUGCGACGAUCAAAGAUAGAAAUUACAUGGCGCUAACGAACCUCUCCCACCGCCGUACGCACAAUCUCCUCUUGAUCUCCAAACUACUCAAUCAACGCGAUCACGCAAGCCCAUUCACCCUCGUCCUCGAUACUCUAGAGCAAACUGCAAAGCCUCUAGUGCGUGAAUACUUGCGCCGAUCUAGGCUCUCAAAGACAAGUACGAUAUUCCUGGCUUUCGAGACGUUUGUCAAGCCGCGAGAUGUGGACCAUUUUGUCACGUGCUACGACGAGGGCAAGAGCCCAGAGAGGAUCGCUAGGGAGGUGAUGGAGUUGCUGGCACGUUCUGGGAGCAAGCGACAUCUGAUCAUAGUUGACUCAUUAACGACACUGGCCUCGAUAUCCACAAAUCCAGCUUCGCGUCUGAAUUUGACAGCAUUCCUAUCGUCUUUGCUACAGCCGCCUCAACAAGCCCGAGGACCGCAACAGGCGCAGGACCAGCUACAAAUUUCACUGGUGGCAGUCCAUCACACUGAUAUACCACUUCCUUCUUCGCCAGGAUCAACAUCGACGUCAUAUCUUCCAUCGCCGCUUUCCCUCCUGUCAUACCUCGCCACAACAAUCAUAACCGUCCAUUCACUGCCCAUUCUUCUGGCCGAGCAAGCUGCAAGAGCAAAGUCGCUUGUGGCACCUGCCUAUGGUUUGGCCGAGGAGACUGAGGGAGUGCUGGUUGGUUUCAAACCCAAAAGUACCUUGAAACUUGAAGAACGCGGGAUUGUCCUGGAACUUGAGCACCGCAGAAAAAGCGGCAGAGGUGUACUGGAAUGGUACUUCCUACCCAGGACAACCAAAGCGCAACAACCGAGCUCCGGUCCUCAAGCGUUUCGGGAGAUCAUCACAUUGCUUGAUGAUCAUCCUCUUUUCCGUAAGCCGAAAGAAGACGAGAAUGUUGACCAGCAAUUGUCAGGCAUGACCUUCGAGCUUGGCCUGACUGAGCGCCAGAGAUUGGAGCGAGAAGGCGUAGUGCUGCCAUACUUCGAUGCUCAGAAAGCUGGUGGUGGAGGUGAAGGUGGAAGGAUCCUGUAUGAUAUGGGUGUCGAGGACGAUUUCGACGAGGAAGAAGAUGAAAUAUGAAGUGCUGUUUCUCGUAAUCA
Messenger RNA from Exophiala xenobiotica, 1364 nucleotides. RefSeq lists its product as uncharacterized. The record is from RefSeq and is a predicted model, not a curated record. Gene Ontology annotation, cellular component: cytosol; nucleus; elongator holoenzyme complex. Gene Ontology annotation, molecular function: tRNA binding. The transcript has 2 exons. NCBI's taxonomy places the organism in Eukaryota, Fungi, Ascomycota, Eurotiomycetes, Chaetothyriales, Herpotrichiellaceae. The coding region runs from base 259 to 1344 and encodes 361 amino acids. Gene Ontology annotation, biological process: tRNA wobble uridine modification.